UUAUUUAUUUUACAGUGUAUCUUUUGUAUAAUUACACGAUUGUUUAUGGUUGUGAUUUAUUUUGAUAUAGAUGAAUAUUCGACAUGAUACUUCAAUUGAAACUAAGUUUUGUGUUGAUUACAUACAGCUCUGAUCUACGUCCACAACAUUUCUUCGAUAAAUCUAUUUCAAGCAAAUUCAUCCAGAAAGACUAUAUUGUACAUGUUGUGAAAGAGCAUCGUACAAAUGAAGUGACUUUUUUUUAUAAUUCUGGCCAUCAGCGUUUUGCAUUUACUGAAAGUGUUAAAAAUUCUUCUUUCAUAGAAGUAGAAAAGAGUUAUGUUAAAAUUUGCAAAGAUUAUAAAAUGACUUAUUGUAAAACGUACAAUAGAACAAAAAUAACCGAAAAAAAGUCGUUCAUACCAGAGAGAAUGAAAGUUGGUGUAGAAUUCGAUGAUGAGGACAGUGAUUUUCUUUUGGGAAUUGUGGAGAAGAAAAAGAAAACAUUCAUUGAAAGAUAUAUUGACUUAUUAGCAGAUGGUCUUCAUACUAAGUUAAGAGCCACAAUUAUCAUACAAAAGGCAGACAUCGCCAUCCAUAGUGGAAAUAUCAGAAAAACUUAUUUGACUUAUUCUUCUUCUGUAACUCACAUUCCAACUACAUUUGCAAUACGUGCUGCAAGACCUUUAGAUAAAGCCCUUGUUCUGGUAAAACCCUUCGAUGUCAUGGUAAUGUUUCAAAAAUGCUAAUUUUUUAUCUAUAUAGUAAAGAACAUAUUUUUUGCUAUGCAAAUCGAAAUUUAAAUAUAAAAAAUCAUUAAAUAAUUUAUAACAUAACAGAUUGACUUACUCAUAUUAUAAUGCGAUGCAACACGUCAAGAACUAUUUGCCUCCAGGGCAGAUAUUUAUGCUAUGUUUAAUUAACAUAUAAAUAGAGAAAUCCCCAUUGUUAACAUGUUAGAUAUUAGAAGAAAACCAAGAAUCCCACGCAACCAGUACAUGGUGGAAGCACAAUCUCGAACCACUACUACAGCAUUUCAGUGGUUUUAUCUAGUUAGCAACUGCUGGGCUAUGACGCAUCGCGUGUCAAAUUAAACGCAUUUUUAACGUAAUAUGUAAUAAAGAAACCAGAAAUUUUAAUUUUUUCAAUUACUGCAAAAAGGUUUACAAUUUAGUACUUAAUUAAAUUAUAAUUUUAAAACUUUGA
This is a messenger RNA of Centruroides sculpturatus (bark scorpion), 1185 nucleotides long. RefSeq lists its product as uncharacterized. Lineage: Eukaryota; Metazoa; Arthropoda; Arachnida; Scorpiones; Buthidae. Bases 84 to 728 code for a protein of 214 amino acids. The transcript is spliced from 6 exons. The record is from RefSeq and is a predicted model, not a curated record.